Messenger RNA from Pogoniulus pusillus (Red-fronted tinkerbird), 750 nucleotides. It is a transcript of the gene PDC, whose product is annotated as phosducin. Lineage: Eukaryota; Metazoa; Chordata; Aves; Piciformes; Lybiidae. The transcript is spliced from 3 exons. The record is from RefSeq and is a predicted model, not a curated record. Gene Ontology annotation, biological process: regulation of G protein-coupled receptor signaling pathway. The coding region runs from base 1 to 750 and encodes 249 amino acids. Gene Ontology annotation, cellular component: photoreceptor outer segment.
AUGGAGGAAAAUGCCAAAGCCAGCUUUGAAGAAGAUUUUGAAGGACAGGCGACACACACAGGACCAAAAGGUGUCAUCAACGACUGGAGGAAGUUUAAAUUAGAAAGUGAAGAUCGAGACUCCUUAUCCCUGAGCAAGAAAGAAAUCCUUAGACAAAUGUCUUCGCCACACAGAUGUUACAGUAAAGACGAUAAAGACACCAGAGAGAGAUUCUGCCGUAAGAUGAGCAUGCAGGAGUACGAAUUAAUUCACGACGAGCAAGAAGACGAAAGCUGCCUACAGAAGUACCGCAAGCGCUGCAUGCAGGAUAUGCACCAGCGGCUGAGCUUCGGGCCGAAAUACGGCUACCUGUGCGAGCUGCAGAACGGGGAGCAGUUCCUGGAGGCUGUGGAGAAGGAGCGCAAGACCACCACCGUCAUCGUCCACAUCUACGAAGACGGCGUCAAGGGCUGCGACGCUCUCAACAACAGCCUGACCUGCCUGGCGGCUGAGUAUGCCACAGUGAAGUUCUGCAAGAUCAAGGCCUCCAACACGGGGGCUGGGGAUCGCUUCUCCAACGAAGUGAUUCCCACUCUGCUCGUCUACAAAGGGGGGGAGCUGCUGAGCAACUUCAUCAGCGUUUCUGAACAGUUCAACGAGGAGUUUUUCGCCGUGGAUGUGGAGGCUUUCCUAAACGAGUAUGGGCUGCUGCCUGAAAAGGAGCUGCCGGCCCUGGGAAACGGCAACACCGAUGAGCCAGAUGUUGAGUAG